CAACACUACUAUAUAACAAAUAAUUUGAGCUAUGACUGAGAUAGAGAGACCUACUGAGUUCAUAUUCAGAAGGCCAAAUCAUGCUGAUCAGCUUCUAAAAUCUUUAAACUCGAUGAGGAAAGAGGAGCGUUACACUGACUUCUCUUUGAUGGUAGACAACGGUGUAAUUCUUUGUCACAAGGCUGUUCUGGUUGCUUUGAUACCCUACUUCAAUUCCAUGUUUUCAAGCAACAUGUUCGAAAGUCAAGAAAAUACAGUAAAUAUCAAAGAAGUAAAGUUGGAGAUUCUCCAGAUGAUCAUUGAUUUUUCUUACUCUGGAGAAAUUCUCUUGACGCAGGAGAACGUUGAAGAUGUUCUGAGGGCUUCAUCAUUUUUCCAAAUCUACUCACUGAGGAAUGCAUGCUGCAAAUACUUCACACAACUUCUAGAUACUGACAACGCUAUUGGCAUCUAUAACUUUGCAGAAAAGUUCUCUUGUUCACAACUGCAAGAAGCCGCUUUCAGGUACAUUCUGCAUAACUUCGGACUGAUAUCCAUUGGAGAAGAGUUUCUGUCAUUAGACACGGAGGCGCUGAUAAGCAUCAUAUCUGAGGACAAAUUAAAAAGUAGCUCCGAAGAACAGGUCUACACUGCUGUUGUUAGAUGGGCACAACAUGAUAUAGAGAACAGAAAGGAUGUCCUUCAUCGUGUGAUGUCUUUUGUCAGGUUUGGGUUGAUGAGUCGAGACAAGCUAACGGAGCUAUCUCAAGGUGAGGAAUCUCUGCUGCUAAUAAUAAACCAGCUGUCCUCAAAGUCAUACCCACUACGGCACCCUCACAACCAACCCAGAGAUCCUCAACGACUCAGCAGGCGUAUCUACAUAGCGGGAGGUAUAGCUGCUGGAGUGCACUCUGCCCUGUCAGCAGUGCAGUCCUACAAUCCUGACACUGAUACCUGGGAGGACGUGACUAGUUUGACAUAUCCAAGAUUUGGAGCAGGACUUGUUGCAAGACUCGGCUCACUAUACAUGAUCGGAGGACACACAGGCUCCAGCUACAUCUCAUCAGUUGAGAAAUACGACUUUGAAGGAAAUUGCUGGGUGACUCUGCCCGGAGUCUAUGGCCCUUCGCGCAGGUAUUUCAGCACAGUGGGUGUUGACGGAAAGAUCAUGAUAAUGGGGGGUUGUGACACAGCAAGCUACAUCGACACGGCUGCAGUGCUGGAUAUUCCCUCCAGACAGCUUAUAUUUGCCGGCAAGAUGAACGAACAGCGAGUUUAUUGUGGCAGCUGUGUUCUUAACGAUGUGGUCUACGUCGUUGGAGGUUACGGGAUGUGUCAGUCGUUCAGUCGGUUGAACAGCGCUGAGAAAUACGAUCAGUUGACUGGGUGCUGGGAGCCGAUAGCAAGUCUUAAGGAACCGAGAAGUGGUGUAGGGGUCGUGGCGAUUGGACAGAGAAUGUACGCUUUGGGAGGAUUCGAUGGAAAAAACUAUUUAAAUACUGUUGAGGAAUACGAUCCUAAGACAGAUGUCUGGAAGAAGAUAGCACCGAUGAAGUAUGCUAGACGAGCGCACGGAGCCGCUGCUAUAAGCGGAUAUAUCUACGUUUACGGUGGUUUUGAUGGCACAAACUUUAUAAAAUCGGUCGAGAGAUACGACCCUUAUCUAAAGAUCUGGGAAAAUAUGAAGGAUAUGCCCCUUGCAAAAGCUUACUUUGGUUCCACCGUUUUGUGACAAGUUUUUCAGAGUUAAAGACCCAUAGAUCUUCGAGAUUCUAGUUCCAGAUCAUCGAACAGACUGUUGAACAUUAGAAAAUUUUCCCAGGAUACCAUCCAUACAGUUGGUAAUGACAUAUGCCGACAUGUAAAAAUUACGAUGUAUUAAUUUUAAGGCCCAUCAGCCGACUCAAGCAAUUACGAGUGAUAGGACUGAAUAUCAACACUGAAUUGAGGUGUAGCCUUAAUCUGGCUACGCUAAUAUUUUUUCAAAUAAUUUUAAAUAUGUAUAUUAUAUAAUUUGUAUUUAAUCGUACUGUGAACCCCGAAAUUCGAUGUUUUAGAAUUGUAUGAGUUGCUAUCAUUGCUGGGCAUAAGCCUAAGUGUACUUUAGACAAUUUUUAUUCGAAUUUCAAGAAGUCAAACUUUCAUCACAGCUGUAUUAACAAAAGUUGAUAUCACUACGGUUAUUGUUUUUCACAAAUCCUUAACAUCAAAUCUGUGUGAGUCAUUUGUGAACGUGCAUUGUAUUUCGGGGUUUAAUUGUUGGUACCUGAUUCAAUGAAACCUGGUAUUAUUCAUUUUACAAGAAAGGGCGAUUUCGUCUAAAAGCAAUAAGUAUCUUCGGCAAUAUUUGCCCCGAGAUGUAGAGUAUAUAUUUUUGUCGAUAGAUGCUACAGCGAUAGCGCUUCGGCAAAAUUGAAUUACCGAAUUGUUGAUUGUCUAUGUUAGUUUUUAUCUAACAAUCUUGUAUCAAAUAAUGAUAAAUGUAUUAUUAUUAUUAUCAUCAUCGUGUUUUCUACAGAAUUUGAUC
Bolinopsis microptera is the source of this 2506-nucleotide messenger RNA. Its product is annotated as kelch-like protein 3. The transcript is spliced from 13 exons. The record is from RefSeq and is a predicted model, not a curated record. NCBI's taxonomy places the organism in Eukaryota, Metazoa, Ctenophora, Tentaculata, Lobata, Bolinopsidae. The coding region runs from base 32 to 1711 and encodes 559 amino acids. Gene Ontology annotation, molecular function: protein binding.